Messenger RNA from Schistocerca cancellata (South American locust), 722 nucleotides. RefSeq names its product trypsin alpha-3-like. NCBI's taxonomy places the organism in Eukaryota, Metazoa, Arthropoda, Insecta, Orthoptera, Acrididae. Gene Ontology annotation, molecular function: serine-type endopeptidase activity. Gene Ontology annotation, biological process: proteolysis. The record is from RefSeq and is a predicted model, not a curated record. The transcript is spliced from 5 exons. The coding region runs from base 195 to 722 and encodes 175 amino acids.
CCUACUGCGGGGCGACCGUGGUCGGACCCAGGCAUGUCGUGACGGCCGCCCAUUGCGUCUGCAUCGCCGACGACCCUCCGUCCCUACUAUCGCCGAAGUUGCUGAAGGUGUCCGUUGGGAGUAUCAAGUACACAAACGCCAAGAAGAUCCAAGCGGCGGCCAUUUUCGUGCACUCUCUGUUCAACGCAGCCACGAUGGAAAACGAUAUAGCAGUCAUCAAGUUGAAGCAGCUCAUCCCAGUGGGGGAGGAAGUGCUGGUGCAUCCGCUGGCGCUGGCACACAGGAGUCCCGCCCCCGGCACGUCGUGCAACGUCAGCGGCUGGGGCGUCACCACCUUCAAGGGCGUGAAGCCGAGGGAGACGCUGCGCUACGUGGAGGUGCCCGUGGUGGGGGCGGAGGACUGCCGGCGCCAGCUGCCGGGACUGCUGGGAGAAGGCAUGCUGUGUGCCGGGGGCCAGGGCGGCCGGGACGCGUGCAGCGGCGACAGCGGGGGCCCUCUGGUGUGUGACGGCAUGCUGGCCGGGGUGGUGAGCUGGGGCGUCGAGUGCGGCGUGGCUGGCUACCCCGGAGUCUACACCGACGUCGCCGCCUUCGCCGCCUUCCUCGCCGACGCCACUGGAAGCGAUGGCCCCGACGUCGACGCUGCUGACGCUUCCCAGGCGCCAAGCGUAGCGACGCUCGCGACCUCCAGUGUGAUCGCCACUUUGAUUGGCAGGCUCUGA